AUCAUGCACUACAUGGCUACACUGAGUCUGCGCAUUGAACCCACGUGUAGACAUUUCCUGAAAGGGGUUGUCCUGAUCAACACACUAAACUACUUGUUUUGAAGUGGUUUUAAGCUAUGGAUGAAUUACCUGAGGAUCUCAGAGCUUUUCUUCUUAACCACCCAUUCCUCCAGCUGACAGAUGGCAAAAAGAUCAGAUGCACCCUGAAUGGCCACGAGUUUCCAUGCAACCUGUCAGAGCUACACAAGUUCACUGAAGGGAAGAAAUAUGAGAAACUGAGUGCUGCAGCAGACUUCAACUACAACCAGUAUGAACCACAUAUUGUGCCCAGUUCAAAGCAACCCAACCAGCUCUUCUGCAAGCUGACUCUCAGACACCUCAACAAGCAACCACAUCACGUCUUAAGACAUGUCAAUGGGAAACGCUUCAAAAAAGCACUCUCAAAAUAUGAAGAGUGUGUCAAGCAGGGGAUUGAAUUCAAGCCAGCCAGACUCAGACAGAAAAAGCCCAGAGACAUCGGAGAGGACAGCGGCCGGGGGAGGGCUCCAAAACAAGGGAACAGCCAGUGGGAACCUGCAUCAAGUGACGAGGAGCACAGUGACUCAGAAGACAGCAUGAGUGACCUCUACCCUCCCACUGUGUUCACUCUAAAAAACACAGAAGGAGAGAGUAUGGAGGGAGACGGGGCAGAGGGGGAAGAGGAGGAAGAUGACUUCCAAACAGAUGAAGAUGAGGAAAUGGAGACGGACAAGCAGGUGCAGCAGAAACGGAAGAAGGUCCAGGGUGGCGGGUUUCAGAAGAAGUUCAGAAAUAACCAUUGGAAAAAGGGGCGUAACAAAAACGGGAAAGCACAAGCAACAGCGAAAAAUAAAACGUGAAACCAUCAAAGUAUAGACUUGGUGAUUUUGCCAGGGAGCAACUCUGCUCUUCCAGUCAGUUCUAGCCAGCCUACCUUUUGUACAGGUAGCAUCUCUCAGAUUUCUCAUACCGUCUGCAUAUGAAUGGUGAUUUCCUUUCAUAUGCAGGUGAUCUAGAGGUUGUAAAGUUUCCAAAAAGGCUAGUUUUCAUAAAAUAUGAAAUGUGUUUGUGACAGUAAACACAUCAUUUUGACCAGAAAUGUGUAUAUCUGGUGUGCUGUUAUGAACUACUAAACUACUUUUGUUUUGCAACCUUUGUCUGUGUUGUCUCUUACCAAUCAGUGUCUACAAAAUUUAGCAAAUCAUAUGUUAAAUAAAGGGCAUGUCAUUUUGA
This is a messenger RNA of Notolabrus celidotus (New Zealand spotty), 1251 nucleotides long. It is a transcript of the gene surf2, whose product is annotated as surfeit 2. The transcript is spliced from 6 exons. Bases 117 to 878 code for a protein of 253 amino acids. The record is from RefSeq and is a predicted model, not a curated record. Lineage: Eukaryota; Metazoa; Chordata; Actinopteri; Labriformes; Labridae.